GCGCAGGGCCGGACUGGAUCUCCGCGCUCUACGCUGCCAGCUCCCGAGCCGAGCCGCAGCCAAAGCAGCCAGAGCAGCUAGAGCAGCUAGAGCAGCUGCAGCCAGGCCGAGCUCGCAGAUCCGCGACCACCGGCCUGUUCUCUCCUAUUCUUCGCGCUGUCGGAGGCGAGAGGGACUGGGGGAGCGGCGGCUGCCCACCUUUGCUUCCAAGCUCGGUGCGCGAUCUCCUCUGUCCUGUCUGGUCAUGGCCUGAGCACCAAAUACGGAGGUCGGGAUCAGUGUCUUCACUCUGACGAUCUGGGGGCCGAAGACGAUAAAAACCAAGAGGAUUCUAUGUAAGAGCAUCGCGUGAGCUUGGGGCGUGGAGGAGAGUGAAAAUUUCCCCUGAUACGGGAGGUGCCAGGGCUUACGAGGCCUGGGAGGGUACCAGGGAGUCCGGCAUCCCGGCAGCUACGACCUCCGUUCGGCCCUCAGGGAGCUAGAAUAAUCGGGUGGCUCUAGGAUCUAGCUCUUGAAGCGGUGUGGUGCCUUCUCUUGUCUGAGGAACCAGGACGUGGCUCAGCGAGUCCCUGGAAAGCCUGCCUCCUGCCCCAGCCCUUCUGGUGCGGAUGUGCCGCUGCCCACUGGAGCGCCAUGAAGGCAGGAUGACCUCAGCCGAAGCAGAGGCUGUGGCUGGAAGUGCCCGGGAGCAUGGCCUCCCCAAGUGGCCUCCUGACAGGCCUCAGGUCCUUGGGCAGCCUGCUCGGGUCAGAGUGGUUGUGGCAGCCCUGGUGUGGUUGUUGGCAGGAGCCAGCAUGUCAAGUCUCAACAAGUGGAUCUUCACAGUGCAUGGCUUCGGACGGCCCCUGCUUCUCUCAGCACUGCACAUGCUGGCAGCUGCCCUGGCGUGCCACUGGGGGGCCCGGCGGCCCAUGCCUCGCAGCAUCCAAGGCAGAGUGUUACUGCUCAGCCUCACCUUUGGUACCUCCAUGGCCUGCGGCAAUGUAGGCCUGAGCACUGUACCCUUGGACCUAGCACAACUGGCCACCACCACCACACCACUCUUCACAUUGGCCUUGUCUGUGCUGCUACUUGGUCGAAGACACCAUCCCUUACAGUUUGCUGCCAUGGGCCCGCUCUGCCUGGGAGCUGCAUGCAGCCUAGCUGGAGAGAUCCGGGCACCCUCAGCUGGCGGUGGCUUCUUGCUAGUGGCCACCUGCCUCCGAGGCUUCAAGUCCGUUCAACAGAGUGCUCUGCUGCAGGAAGAGAGGUUGGACGCGGUGACGCUGCUGUAUGCCACCUCUGUGCCCAGUUUCUGCCUGCUGGCAGGUGCUGCUCUGGUGAUGGAGGCUGGAGUGGCCCCACCUCUGGCUCCCACUGACUGUCGCCUCUGGGCCUGUGUCCUGCUCAGCUGCUUCUUGUCUGUGGUCUACAACCUGGCCAGCUUCUCCUUGCUGGCACUCACGUCCGCCCUCACCGUCCACGUACUGGGCAACCUCACAGUUGUGGGCAACCUCAUCCUGUCCCGGCUCCUGUUCGGCAGUCACCUCAGCGCGCUCAGCUAUUUGGGCAUCGCACUCACCCUUUCAGGAAUGUUUCUUUACCACAACUGUGAGUUCGUGGCCUCCUGGGCAACCCGUCGGGGAUUGUGGCACAGGGACCAGCCUGGCAAAGGUCUUUGAGACCUGGGGGAGCACAUGAGCCAUACCUGGACAGUCCUAACCUGACUCUUAACCAUGGACAAUGAGGUUAAGUGGAGAGCUACUAUGUCUGCCAGGCCAAAGAGAGGAGGUGCCUUCUAGAAGGGCUGCCUUCAGAGAGACACCCCCCCUCGCCCCUGACAGCCUCACCUGUUACAGCAAGGCCCGCCACUGGAUGGUGGGUCCAAGUCUGGCAUGUGUGCCUGCCAGAUGAGUCAUUAUGAUUAGGGUCAAGUAUUACAAUGAAAAUUGCUGGGCAAACUUAGAACACCUCAAUGUGUUAUGAAGACAAUGCCCAGUGGUUGCACAAUCUUUCCUCCGGUGGGGGAGGCCGUGAGGCACACCACAGAAGGCUUCUUCAUUGCUGGGCUCCUCUAAAAACUUGGGGUAGCCUGUGCCAACUUCAGGUAGCUACUGUAGCCUCACUCCAGUGCUUCCUCCUCCCCUGGAUUUGGGUCUUCCAUCCUCAAAUAAACUAUUUUUGCUUGGA
Molecule: messenger RNA, 2169 nt
Organism: Microtus oregoni (creeping vole)
Lineage: Eukaryota; Metazoa; Chordata; Mammalia; Rodentia; Cricetidae
Product: solute carrier family 35 member E4
Exons: 2
Coding region: 609-1661 (350 amino acids)
Cellular component (GO): Golgi apparatus
Molecular function (GO): antiporter activity
Source: RefSeq, a predicted model, not a curated record